UGCUUUGCAUAUAAACAACAUACCUGAACGCUGCUGCUCUUGAACGCCUCCUUCACUGGACGCAAUGACGUAAACAAACACAUGGCGGUGAGUCUGAAGAUGAAGAUCGCCGUGGUGGGAGCCACUGGGCAGACUGGGCAGUAUCUGGUCAACCAGGCGCUGCAGCAGGGUCACAUGGUCACCGCCAUCGUCAGGAACCCGGGAAAACUCGCCGUGCAUCAUGGUAAUCUCAAGGUGGUGGAAGCUGAUAUUUUCUCUGCAGACACUCUGAAGACUCACUUUAAAGGACAGGAUGUGAUCAUAUCCUGCCUCGGCUUCCCGGCCUCCUUCUUCUCGGCGGUGACGGGCUACACCCUGUCCAUGAACAGUGUGAUCAGCGCCAUGCGAGAGGUCCGGGUCAACAGGAUCAUCACCAUGACCUCCUGGUACACUGAUCCCACCUCUGGAGCACAGUCAUCUUGUCUCAUCCGGUUCCUCUUGUUGCCGAUGAUCCGAAGUGUUCUCGCCAACAUGAACGAGAUGGAGCAGUCUCUGCAGAAGACCAAGGACAUCAACUGGACUGUGGUUCGCCCGCCUGGUCUAAAGAACCAGCCGGCCACAGCUCAAGAGUUUCUGACCCACGAGGGAUACUUUGUGCCCGACAGCAGCGGUAACCCCGUAGGCAGCGCCGUGGCAAGAGGGGACGUGGCUCGCUUCAUGCUCUCUCUACUCAACAGCAACGCCUGGGUCAAGAAGGGAGUCGCCAUGACUACCAAAUGAGAAAGAAGAAGCCAAUGUUGGUUCACCCAAAGUACAAAAUAAUAUAUUUACUCUCCAAUCUCUGGUGGUAUCUAGCCGUUUUUCUUAAAUUCUCCAAGUGUGAGAUAUCAGCUUCCGCUCAAAUGCAACACAAAAGUCCACAACUUAACUGUUUUUAUUCACUGCUUACCAGAAACAAUACUCCAAAUAAAUGCUUCACUCUGGAUAAUCCCGCAUACCUCAGCGUAAACAGUUUUCACUGAAACUACAAGAAGAACCAGUGAAUUAUGCAGACUAAGUAAAACUGUCUUCAUGGUUAGAUACCACUAGAGAUGUUCUUUUCUAAUUGGGUUGAACUGGCCCUUUAACAAAAUAUGUUGUCUACUUUCUGCCUUCAUAGUCUAUCACUGCACUGGUUCCCAACCUGGGGAUCCCGACUACCACCAGGGGUCGCCAAAGUUUCACGGGGGGUUGAGAGGCCUUCUUGAUUUUAAGGGGUAUAAGACAAAUUUAAAAACAAAUAUACAGUUGGCCUAUAUCUCAGCAUUUCAUUAAUUUCUGUGAAGAAAACUAAAUUAAUUGGAUUAUUAAUUAAGAUAUACACAGGAUAACACUGAACACAAGCUAUAUUCACAGAGCCUUCUCUCUCUGCUACACAGCCUCAUCCUGCAUUAGAAAAGUUUGCAGUUAAAACAACCAAAGAGCUAAUAGAACAAUGGUCAGGGGGAAGAAAACACCGAAUUGGUCAAAAAGGAAGCCUAUUAAGUAUGAAAGAGUGUUAAAUAUAAAACAAAAUAAUACACAAUACAGGGAAUUGUAUUAAAAGUCCCUAAAAAUAGCAUGAAAACUCAUCUCUGUGUCAAUAUUCACAGGUAAUAAUCUGCACCUAAAUUGCUCAUUUUACACAAACUUCUUGCACAUAUUGCGUUCACUAUUCGGGUUAAUUGUACAGUUUCUCAGUUAUUCUGUACUGUUAUUGUUAUGCAUUGAAUAUAAUAUGAAAUGUCAUUUAGUCAGGGGUCAUUAGUUUACUCAAUGAUAGAAAAGGGGUCCCCUCAGGAAAAAGGUUGGGAACCACUGUACUACUGGAUAUAACAGUAUUACUGCCUUAACUAGCCUAAACUGUCUGAUGAAUGUCUUUUUAUUUACUCUUGUUAAACACAUUCUUUGUUUUUGUAUGUUUGAAAACCUCCAUCGAUAAGUUUACCAUUCCACUGUGUUGGUGUUUCUACCAUCAGUGGUAACCACUUAUGACUCCAUGAGGGUUCAGAGCACUUACACGUGUGAUUGAAGUCAAUGAUUUCAGCCACAUGAGGACAGCGUUGCACCAACAACACGUCCAUGAUGCUCUUUACUUACAGCUACUGUUGCACUAUGUAUUCACAUGAGUACUUUAUAUCCAAAUAUGUGCUGUAUCAGUUCUGUUAAAUAAACGUACAAUAAUGAAACUGAA
Sebastes umbrosus (honeycomb rockfish) is the source of this 2191-nucleotide messenger RNA. RefSeq lists its product as uncharacterized. The record is from RefSeq and is a predicted model, not a curated record. Bases 82 to 759 code for a protein of 225 amino acids. NCBI's taxonomy places the organism in Eukaryota, Metazoa, Chordata, Actinopteri, Perciformes, Sebastidae. The transcript has 5 exons.